AUGCCCGCCCCGGUACCACACCGGAACGAUCUCUCCUCUGUUCUAAACCAAAUCGUCUUAUCCUCCUCGGACACCGACUAUCUUGACCAACUCAUCCCUUCAAUCCGCGAAUACAGCCAUGGCAACCGAACAACGCAGCUUCUACACUCCCUUACAAAAUUCGCAGAUGAUCGCGAGGCCAAGAUUGAAAGCAUAUGCAACUCGACACACCAAGACUUCGUCUCCUCAGUUAACCAGCUACUUCAAGUCCGUGAGGGGACCGUCAACUUAACCCAAGAGAUCCUCGGUCUCAAUCAGUCCAUUCUCGCAAGCACAAAACGAUUAGCAGAACAGAAAAAAGCGCUGGUCGAGUCGCGCAGCCACCGCCAGAAUAUAGAUGAAACUUCAAAGGCAUUGCAGGACUGUUUGGAAGUUCUGCGUCUUGCAAACCAGGUUCAUGAACUGCUUGCUAAGAAGAAUCACUAUGCCGCGUUGAGGGCUCUCGAUGAGCUUCAGAAUGUUCAUCUCAGAGGUGUCACACAAUAUAAGAUCGCAGAAGUCAUACAGCGGUCUGUACCAAUGACACAGAAGGCGAUUGCAGAUGCUGUCAUGGACGAUUUGAAUACAUGGCUGUAUCGUAUUCGAGAAAUGUCACAGUACUUAGGGGAACUAUCACUGUUUCAUACGGACAAGCGAAAGGAGAGGCUAGCAGAGCGGAGUGCGAAGGUUCCUUACCUAUCGCAGUUCAAACUCAAUUCAGCUAUAGAAUUGGUAGCAGAUGAGAUGGAGGAAUUCGAUUUACUCUAUAAUGAUGACCUUCAGGUUGACUUUUCACCACUGCUCGAGUGCAUGCAUAUACACCAAUCCCUGGGCCAGAUGGACAAGUUCCAGGUUGAGUAUGCGACGACAAGACGACAACAGAAAGAUUUACUAUUGCCUACCUCAAUCACUCUAUUGAAAGAAGAUGGUUCAAGUCUCCAUACAUUGCUUGAAGAAAUUGCUGGAUUUGCCUUGGUCGAGCGUGCCACAAUGAAACGGGUUCCCGAAUUGAGAUCUCCGGUCGAUGUCGAAGAGCUAUGGGAUUCAAUGUCUCAGACUGCCGUUGGAUUGAUCUCAAAGGCGCUACCGACCGUUGACAACUCGGAAGAUAUCCUUAAGAUCAAGAAUCUCAUUACUCUGUUUAUGCAGACAAUGAAUUCAUUUUCGGUCGGCCCAUUCGAGAGAUUCCUCUUAACAUUGUUCGAAAAGUAUACCGAGCUGUUAAAGAAAAGAUUUAGCGAUGAUUUCCAGGAGAUUGUUCAAACGGAUGACUACAUGCCUAUGCCCAUCCGGAGCGACGAGGAAUACGACAAAGUCUUGAAUGUUAGCUGGUAUACUCCUGAGAAACCACGAGAAGAACAAACGUAUCCUUGUGUUCUACCGUUUUCACAGAUGUAUCCUUUAUGCUGCAUCGAUAUUAGGAAUCUCUUGAACCAGUUUUACUACUUCUCUAGUGACAAUUUUGAUCAUCCAGCCAUUAUAGACGAAACCGUCCGAAGCUCACUAGAUGAGCUCCUCUGCAACAUAGUAUGCGAAAUGCUCACGGAGCGUCUGGGAUCUCAAUACCUUGGCCAAAUAGUCCAGAUUCUCAUUAACCUGGAACAUUUCGAAAUCGCCUGUCAGGAGCUCGAGGUACUCCUAGCAGCAGCCCGGUCACCUAACUCUGGCGAAGGCCCUAUCACUCUUAAUGCGACAGAAAAAUUCCGAAUGAACAAGAAAGCAGCCGAAAAGCGUAUCUUUGAAGUUGUCAACUCAAAAAUUGACGACCUCAUUGAAACAGCAGAAUAUGACUGGAAUGCGCCGAAGUUGCAGAUGGAACCAAGUAACUAUAUGCAGACGUUGACGAGAUUUUUGUCAAAUAUUAUGAACUCUACGCUUCUGGGCUUGCCAACAGAGAUCAAGGAGCUGAUCUAUUUUGAUGCCCUCAGUCACGUCGCCAAUAUGGUUAUAGCCCUCCCGCUAGACCCUGAAGUCAAAGUAAUCAAUCCCAACGGAGUAGCGGCAUUGGCGAGAGAUGCGGACUACCUAUCUAAAUUCGUCGACAGCCUGGAAGUCCCCAUCCUGCGUGAAAAUCUUGACGAACUGCAACAAACUGUUCAGUUGAUGAUGGCCGAGAACACCGAUGAAUAUUAUGAUAUCGCGGUGAGAAAUAAGAAGUAUGGACGUGUUGACCCGAUGAAUGGACCAGUCUUACUUGAAAAAGCGGUACAAAGCCCAACCAAACCAGAUAGUAAAUUCAGCCUGUCAAAUCGAUUUGGGAAGAAGUACUGA
Messenger RNA from Microsporum canis CBS 113480, 2289 nucleotides. Its product is annotated as rsec15. The transcript is spliced from 9 exons. The record is from RefSeq and is a predicted model, not a curated record. Gene Ontology annotation, cellular component: membrane; exocyst. The coding region runs from base 1 to 2289 and encodes 762 amino acids. Gene Ontology annotation, biological process: Golgi to plasma membrane transport; exocytosis; intracellular protein transport. NCBI's taxonomy places the organism in Eukaryota, Fungi, Ascomycota, Eurotiomycetes, Onygenales, Arthrodermataceae.